CGGUGGGACGCCGACGCGACGACCGCCGACGCGACGACCGACGACGCGCGCGCGCGCGGGCGACGACGACGCGCGCGGGACGAUCGAGCGCGGGACGACGGUCGGGAAAGACCUCUCGACGUUCGCGAAGAAGACGGCGACGACGUUCGCGCCGAGACAGAGCGGUGCGGUGAAGAAGAAUCCGGCGUACAAGGGGAGCGCGCUGUACGCGAUCUUCGAGGCGCAGGCGUACGCGGCGGUCGCGGUGGGUGGUUUGUUGGCGUUUAACGUGAUAUAUCCGAGCGAUGAACCGUCGAUCGCGCGAUUGAUGGGGAUGUGGAGCGUGUGGAUGUUCACCGUGCCGAGUUUGCGAGCGAGGGAUUGCUCGGCGAGGGAGAAGGACGCGUUGAACCUGCUCUUCGUCGCCAUUCCGUUGGUAAACGUGAUCAUUCCCUUCUUCUGGAAGUCGUUCGCGGGGGUGUUCACCGCGGAUGUGGCGCUCAUGGUGGCGGUGUACGCGCAGAAGGGGAUGUUCUCGGACGAGGCGAAGGCGGAGGACGCGGCGCUCUCGGCGGCGGCGGCGGCGCCCGCCGUCGACGAAUCCGCCGAGUGA
Ostreococcus tauri is the source of this 592-nucleotide messenger RNA. RefSeq names its product unnamed product. The transcript has a single exon. Gene Ontology annotation, biological process: defense response. The annotation marks the transcript as partial. Lineage: Eukaryota; Viridiplantae; Chlorophyta; Mamiellophyceae; Mamiellales; Bathycoccaceae. The record is from RefSeq and is a predicted model, not a curated record.